UAAAGGUUUGCAAAAGUGCACAAUGCUGUCUUUUGAGCUUCUCGUUUUCGCUCUUUUUGUGGCAGGAGGGUAUGCCAUCCCAGUCCUUCCAGACACCUCUAAACAAAAUGACGGCCAACUAGCACAGGAUUAUCUACGCAGGUUCUACAAUCUCUCAAGUGCACCUGGAGAUCACUUAAAACGAAGCAGUGGACAAUUUGCAAAAAAACUUAAAGAAAUGCAGGAGUUUUUUGGCUUGAAGGUGACUGGAAAAUUAGAUACUGAAACGAUUCAGAAGAUGAAAACACCCAGAUGUGGGGUACCUGAGGUGGCUUCAUACUCUACAUUUCCAACACAACUAAAGUGGCCAACAAACUAUCUGACUUACAGAAUUGAAAACUACACACCUGAUAUUUCUAAAGCUGAUGUAGACAAAGCAAUAAGUCAUGCAUUUGAAGUUUGGACUGAAGUUACCCCACUAAAAAUCACCAGAAUCUACAGUGGAACAGCUGACAUUGUGAUCUCCUUUGUUUAUGGAGACCAUGGUGACAAUUCCCCCUUUGAUGGUCAUGAAGGAAUACUCGCUCAUGCUUUUGCACCUUCACCAGGCAUUGGCGGAGACACACACUUUGAUGAAGCUGAGUCCUUUUCCACUGGCACAUCAGGAUACUGUUUAUUUCUCGUGGCUGCCCAUGAGUUUGGUCAUGCUUUAGGCCUGUCACACUCAAAAGAUCCAGGUGCCUUGAUGUACCCAACCUAUAGCUACGUCAACCUAGAAACUUUUACUUUGUCAAGCGAUGAUAUUGAAGGGAUUCAGGUUUUAUAUGGGCCUAAUCCUGACAAACAUCCACAACAACCAGCUCCACCAAAAACUCCCAGUGCAUGUGAUACCAGCUUGGUUUUAGAUGCAGCGACCACUUUUCGGGGGGAAACAAUGUUUUUUAAGGACAGGUUCCUCUGGCGCAAGAGCCCUGGUAGUGUAGAAGUUGAACAGACCACCAUCAAAACCUUUUGGCCAGAACUUCCUGACAAAGUUGAUGCAGUGUAUGAGAGCUUCGUAUGGGAUACAAUAUUUGUAUUUAAAGGAAAGAGGGUUUGGGGUCUGCAAGGUUAUGAUAUCUUACAAGGCUAUCCAAGAAGUAUCCAGAAAUUUGGAUUCCCACCAAAAGUGAAAAAGGUCGAUGCUGCAUUGUACAUUGAACAGACUCGAAAGACUUUGUUCUUUGUUGGAACUCAUUAUUACAGUUAUGAUGAGACAAGUAAAAAAAUGGAAAAAGGCUACCCCAAAUUAAUAAAAGCCGACUUCCCAGGAAUUGGUGGACAAGUUAAUGCUGCUUUAGAAAGCAAUGGUAUCAUGUAUCUCUUCAAUGGUCCAAGAAUAUUUGAAUAUGACUUUCAGUCAAAGAAAGUGCUUGGUGUUUUAAAUGGAAAUUACUUUCUUGGUUGCCAAAAAUAAAAGAAAGCUGUUUUGUUCAAAAAAAUAUAUUAAGUAUCUUACUGUGAUUUUUUUAUAUACUUGCUUACAGUAUGUGCAUGUGAGUGUAACUUAGACUGAACUAUAAUAGUUAUCAAGCGUUCAAAGUGUUUUUAUAUUUACUUUGCACUUUUAUAUUUUGUAAAAGCUCUUUGCAAUUGUUUAUUAAAACAAAACUU
Polypterus senegalus (gray bichir) is the source of this 1632-nucleotide messenger RNA. RefSeq names its product collagenase 3-like. Lineage: Eukaryota; Metazoa; Chordata; Cladistia; Polypteriformes; Polypteridae. Gene Ontology annotation, molecular function: zinc ion binding; metalloendopeptidase activity. The record is from RefSeq and is a predicted model, not a curated record. Gene Ontology annotation, cellular component: extracellular matrix. Gene Ontology annotation, biological process: proteolysis; extracellular matrix organization; collagen catabolic process. Bases 23 to 1435 code for a protein of 470 amino acids. The transcript is spliced from 10 exons.